AUGUCUGCGACACUGCCCAUGGACUUGCCCUGCUGCUGCCUGCUACAUAUGCAGGGCAGCUGGGUAGAGUUCUUGGUCAUCGAGAAACUGAAGGAUCAUCACUGGCUUUGCGUUGACGUCGACUGGUGUUUCAAAGAGCUGGGCUACUUUGAGUCAGCAGCUGCGCAAGCCUCUGGACAUCAGAAGUGCCGUUUCGGCAAGCUCGAUGAUGCCCAGCGCUUCAGCGACAGCGACUUGCAGUCGGAGCAAGUUUUGUGCUUCUUCCUGCGGACCAAUGCGAAAGGAGAGCCGCUCCCCAGCCUGCGGGAAGGUGAAUGGCUCGAGUCGAGUCCUUUUCAUUUCGAGGGCCAGAGCCUGGAGCCCGAGUAUCCUAGGGGCGAAGGGCGCGGACUGCUGCAUCCGACGCACCUCGAGGCCCUCCGAAAGAUUACACGCGAGCUGCGGCCAUGUAUUCGCGGCCCCCAGGACUUUCUGCAAGAGGGCUUGCAGCUCUGGGUGCGUCUGGUGUCGUUGCUGUCGAUGGAUUCAUCCGCCAGAAACGGCAGGCGAAGGCCCAGGGCAAGUGGCAAGAGUGGCCAAGGUUACAAGGGAGGCAAGGGUGGCAAGGGUGACAAGCGCCAAGCGAGAGGCUUUAAGGGCGGCUCUGCCAGUUUUUUCUUUUACGACUCUGAGGACUCUGAGGAGCCGUCUGACGCGCAGGAUCGCUCUGAGGAUCCGGAAAGGAGGGAAGGCUUUGAGAAGGUGUUGCGGUGCUGCUGGGAGCUCCUGCGCCCUGAUGCUCAGAAGCAUUUCCUGAGCGAGGCAAACAACUUUGUGGCCGGCAUUCUUCAGAAAAGCCUGCAAAGGGACCUCGAGGAGGACCCGGGACGGAGUGUGGAGGACAGGCUGAGUGACAAGCUGACACAGCUUGCGGCUGGCAUCCGGGGGGGUCAGAGGGCACACUGCGGAGAUCACCUGCAUGGUUCGGUGUUGAUCCUCUUGAACUAUGAGAACAGUGUCCUGAUGUCUCCUGGGACUUUCAAUCCCGAGAAGGAUGGAGCCGACAAGAACCUUGAGAGAGUCGCCCACUCCUUCUAUCAUCGCGAAGCCCUUCGGUUCUUCACGACCGUCCCGGUGCCUAGCGUAGGGCAAUGUCAGGCUCUGCAGCGCUGGAAGGAUGCGCUCGGAUCACUCGGGCCGCAGAGCGCAAGUUCGAGUGACGUCCACAACAUGUCGAGCUCGACAACGUCGACAGCCAUGAGCGGACUGUUCAUGCUGUCGGGCACUCUGCUGUGUUUCGUGGCUGGCUUCCUUCUUGAAGGUUGGACUGACUUUGCGAGAUUGGCUCCGUGCUGCCGUCGUUUGUGCAGCAUUGCUUGGAACGGAGAGAGCUGGAAGGCUGUGCCAGUCUUGGGUCGCGAGUCACUCGAUUCCUCGAAACAGCGGCACCAUUUUGGGCCACCAAGACCUCUCAUGGAUGGACAGAACUGCCUGAGUCGGAGAGUCGUCGGCUUACUUCUACUGGCACUGCGAACAUUUUCUGCGCGGCCGAUGUACUUGGAUCGGGAGAUCCACAGCCCAGAAAGCGCUCGGCUGCGGAGCUUGGUGAUCAGCUUUGACCUGCCCGGGCUGCGGCCUCGUUUGGAUUUCAGUCGAGAGCGGCAGGACUUAGCUGGCAUGCAUCCAAGGCGGGAGGAGCUGGAAAUCGUGAGCACUGCGCGCACUAGCAAUGCACUCUCGCAACAGCUCCUAAUGCCCCGCAGCCUGGGCUUCGGGCUUUGCUCGAGAUUUCAGGGUAUCUACGCAGAGCUGGAGCUUCGCUUCGAUCGCCAGGACCUAGAAGCCUAUAAGAUCUUGAGUAUGGCUCUGGUCAGUUCAAAAAGUGGUGGCAUCCCAGUCAGCAUCAUCAACACCCUUCAUUCCGACCUCUUCGCCUGGAAGCUCAUGCUGGUGGGCAAGGGGCCGCUUUUGGAGGAGAACUCUCCGACCGAGCAAGGCCGUCCGAUGUUUGAGCCAGGGGCAUAUUUCCAAUUGAGUGGAGGUGGGCCACAUGCUGAGAUCCGACUUCCUUGGGAGCCUCAGCAGUUGCAAAGCGGUGAUCGUCUGGGCUUCAUGGCAGUGGAGGAGUCUGGGAAUGGAAGUGGCGAGCUCGAGAUAGACAUGCUGUCCUCCGGCCUGGCACUUGUGCACAACGGCGAGAUUGCCGCGGCCAAGUGGGUGCCACCCCUUCGGGCUGGCAGGUCUGGAAAGCCGCUCCUGAGUGUGAAUGCACCGAUCUAUGGCGACGGGAUGGCAGGAAUGCAGCUGAUUGUGGAGCAGUACUUCGGGGCCAGAGGAGGAGAUGCUUCCUUACACUUGAAUGCGGCAUCUCCCUCGCUUGAGUCUUUCUUUAAGAUGGCCGGCCCGGGGCCCAACACGGGCGCCUGA
Symbiodinium sp. CCMP2456 is the source of this 2406-nucleotide messenger RNA. Lineage: Eukaryota; Dinophyceae; Suessiales; Symbiodiniaceae. The record is from the annotation of a GenBank genome assembly.